Molecule: messenger RNA, 3885 nt
Organism: Solenopsis invicta (red fire ant)
Lineage: Eukaryota; Metazoa; Arthropoda; Insecta; Hymenoptera; Formicidae
Exons: 5
Coding region: 699-3467 (922 amino acids)
Source: RefSeq, a predicted model, not a curated record
AACACGCGCUUUUUGCUAUUCAGAAUAAAUCUACGAUCAAAAAAGUGGAUUCGCAUAAAGAAUCGGAGUCCCUUGAUGUUCCUUUCAAAAAUUCUAUCACACCACAUGACGGAUCGAGAGAUGGAAGGGUGUAUUCAAAGAAGACGUGUCCCUUUCACAGGCACGAACCCGCGGUGAAAAUUUUCGACGACGAUAUCGAAAGAUAUUUGACGGAAGACCCGAGAGCAAGCGUGUCGUCGGGAGAGAAAUUGAACAAAUUGCCGCAUAUGCAGGAUGCAUCUAAAUAUGACAAAGAUAAGAACAGAGUAACUUCUGUCAAGAGCAAGAAGAUUAUUAAAAGGGUUAUUGUUCCACAAAAGGAGUCGGAAUAUCACUCGAAUAAUGUUACUGAUUUAGCUACAAGUGAAAUUGUAGAAGUUGAACCUAAAGAUAAGAAAAAUGAUACGUUAGAUAAGCAGUACAAUUUAAAAUCUGACGUUCGUAUAUCAAAAUUUAAAUUUUCUCUCGGAGGAAAAUCGAUGAAGAAAAGAACGAUCAUGAAAGAUGCACUGAAAACCACAUUAUCGUUUCAGCCCCAAGAUAUAGUUAAAGCAACAUCCGACAAAGUAAUAAAUACAUCGUUGAAUGUAGAGGCUCCUGAAAUUCAGGAAAAGUUCAAUGAAUCAAAAUGACGAAAUACGGUGCCUCAUCAUCUUCAAAUGCAAUUGGAGCAGACGGUCGAUAACAGAACGCGGGAAUUCUUGAAUUAUUCGCAACGAUGCGCGUAUAAGGCAUUGAAGCGCUUGACGCUUAACAAAAAUCUGAAUUUCAAACCCGAAGUGUGGGAGGAAACGUCGUCGGUGAGAUCGCGCGCUUCCACCGACAGAUCAAUAGUAGAUACAGACAAGUCAGACGUGGCCGAGAGCGAGAGUCCUGAAUCCGGGACCCGCAGCCCAGAAUUUCCUUUCUUCCGCGAAAUGCAAAGGAGAUUAAGAGAAACGUGGGCUGUAAGUAUCGGAGAGCAGAGCGUUAAAUAUAAGCGGUUGAAAUCGGGCUCCGGCAAAUCCUCUAUCGUUCCUGCGAAAUCAUUGGCGAAGUCCGCCUUCAGCACGAAGUUCGUUAAAUACGAAACCUGGAAGAACCAGUCGGCGAACCUCCUAGACGCCAUUCCUAGGGUGUCGUGCUUUCGACGCAGAAACCGCGACAGAUGUUUAUCCUGCAUGCAUAAAUCCCUGCACAAGACGAACGAAACCGAAGUUGUGUCCUCGCGAGCGGCAUUGCCAACGGAAAUUGAUGCGAAAGACGACAGCGAAUCGUCCAGUUCCGGCGGACUUUCGGCGGAAUUUCGUGAGGAAUUGCGAAAGAUAUUGUAUUCCCAGGAAGAGGAAACUCUGAGGUAUCCGAAAGUGAUUGAAGAUGCGUCGAGCAAAUCAACAUCACCGUCGCUUCAAGUGGAACGAGAAGACAUGGAGAUUUCGAUAAAGAUCGAUCCAAAUCAAUCCAAGGGUAAGACACCGAAACCCACUGAAAGCCUGAUAUCCAAAGAUCCGAAGAGGUUAAAAACCACUCCCAGCUUGAUUUCGAUAUCGUCGGAUAUCGAACGAUCAAAAAUUUCAUCCUCGGAGGCGCAUACCUCCGACGAGGAGACGUCAUCCCCCCUGGCGCUAGACAAUGAUCCGUCCCAAUACAAAAAUAUGGCACCUUGCCACCUGCCCACUGUCUUGCUACCCAGCAUGGAACCUUUCAGGGUUCUGAGACACAGGAAACCAACUACCAUGGAGUCGCGAAUCGCGCUCAUGGAGAGCGCGGUGUUGACGAAGGAGAAAUCCGACGACGAAUAUUACGACAACGUGAAAACUGCGGACACAACGAAGGAAAGGCCGCCAUCGAAAACGACCGGCGACCGGUCGAAAACUGAAAAGACUGGCGUAGGGAAGGAUACGAGCUCGAAGACCCCGAGAACCCUCUUGAAAAUUAAGUCGCAGCAACAACUGAUAUCGCCAAUCAUAGAAUCUGCCCAAAAGGGCGAAUUGAAGAGAGGAUACAGUUGCGCGAGCAUCAAGGAUUUAUUGAAGGAUUCUACGAGACGUACGUUCGAGACUUCUCGAAGCGAGGAGGAAGGUGGACGAGGAAAGGUAAUCCUCUCGGAGGAGAUAGAUUCCGCGAAAGGGUCGACUUCCUUCGAUUCUGCGAAAGUAGAGGGGCGCGCGGACCUACCGCUGUUGACGAUCGCCGAAGUCUCGCAAUUUUUAGAGAAAGCGAAUCGCGGAGAUGUGACGACCGCGAGCAUGUUAGAGAGCUUGGCAGACGAGUUCUCUUCGCGGGUGAUAAAACAACACGAUGCUAGCACGGCAACGGCAAAAAAACGCGCUAAGCUAGCCGCGAGAUUAACGAAGUUGCUGGCGGAGUCGAAACGUUAUUUGAACCCCGAUAAAUUCCCAGCUGACCUUAUUUUCUCCGCGAAACAGCCUCCAGCUUGCAAUUCCCGACUGCUGAGACGUAUCCUACCGCUCGAUUCCUACAAUCUUGUCGCCCCAUUAUUGGGCAUGUCGCCCUGGUACCCGAAAAGAGCUGUACGAAAAGUAGAUCUCGCGACCGAGGUGCAUUACGAAACGGAAGAAAAGGAAGAAGAAAAAGAAGAAGAAGAGACGGAAGGCGAGAUUUCCUUCGAUUUGAUUGUGCAUCCCCCGACGACCAAAGACAUUUCGACGAGCGGAGAUGAACAUAAAGUAGGUCAAGCCAGAUCGAAUCCUUAUGCUCUCUUUUUGAGGAAACCGCGACGCAAGGUUGUCACUUGGCGUCCUUUAACGGCAGUCGACCUCAAAGGCUACGAUCCCGAGGCCACUCUUGAGAUGAGGGCCAGAAAUAUUACGGACAGGAUAUGCCGUGACUUCUGUGAGUGGUUACGCAGUUUAGGCGACUCCGACAAAGUCAUAGACGAGGAGGUCCUCGGAGAUAUGUUCGAAAUUGACUUUACGGGCGAGGCUAGCAGGACGAUGGAGAUGUCGAUAAGGGAAAUGCCAAUGGUGCCUAACGAAGUAGCGGCAGCGAGACAAUGUCCUGGCGCAGGUGAACUCGCUAUGACCAGGAAGCAUCUGAUCAAAGAUGCCAAAGCCGAGAGCAAGCCAGUCAAAACAAUGGCGUUUGGCAGCGCGAUACCCUGGAAGCUUCAAUUUGUACCGCCCAGAAAUCGGGUUAGACAGAGAUGGCUGCAAUGCGAAAACGUGAUGUCGGAUCUAGAGACGAUGGACGUAGUCUGGAAGGGUAUAACGCACUUGGAGAGCGUCAGGGCUUUCGCAAAAUGGUUCAGCGAACAUUCAAAAGCUACGCUGCCGGAUGCGCUAAUGAUCGCAAUGACCACCGAUUCCGCGAAACACGCCGUGGAUGACGAGAUUCACGAGGCGUAUCAGGAAACGAAUGUCGAGCAAAUUGGCGGCUUUAAGGUCGGCAGCACCCAUCAGAGUUUCGUCUCGUCGAUGAGUAAUUAACAGAAACAGGAGAGAUCGGUGCGUGGAAAGAAAUUGUCGAUGAACCCUCAAAGUUUCGCCAUCGCGCCUACGCACACUGGCGCCAAAUACGUUGGUGUAACCGAUACGACCGCAUGAUGACACGGCGCAGAACGCCCAUUUCCUGUAUGCGGCGAACGGUUAACCUCCGUGUUGCCGCCGUGGACGCUUCAAUCGCGAACAAUUCCCGGGGAAAUUUCGACAAACGUUCAAUUACCAGACCUAAUUUUCUGCUAAUGAUCGUCGCGUUUCGCGCCCGUCCGGCGUAACGUAGAAAUCAAGAAUUUCUCGCCGGUGCUUUCCUACCUCGAAUUAAAAUGUAUGGAUCAUUAAAAGGCGCGAACGGUUACCGGCCCAUCAUUCCUGAUUUGGUGUGUAGAUUGGAUUAACAGCCCGAUUU